AUGUACGUCGCUGAAUACCUACCGAGACUCUGCAAGAUCUCUAUCAAAUUAGAUUUACCGCAUGAUACGAAACUGAUUUCUGCUAUUGGAAUUCGGCAGUCAAGUUUGGUCAUCCAAACCUCCACCACGCUCGUGGUUCCAUUACCGAUUCACGACUUGUCCAUUCUUGAACUGGCCAAGGUAACCGGAGUCAACAUUAGCGAAAAUGUGAUGUCCUUGAUAAUAACAGUGGAUGGAAGUACUGGAGAGCCUGAAGACACUUCAUUCAUGAGUCUUGCUCAGUCAGGCACCCAGAAAUGGUCCGUAAAAGACUUGGUGAAGAAGACUCCAAGAAAUAGCAGCAACAUCAACGAAUUCGAAUUCUGCUGCGGCAAAUGCGACCUGUCCAUUAUAAAAGCAUCAGAAAACAAGUUCAUGGACAUGCCAUCAGAGUUUUGGCAUGAAAUGAUGGAUUUUUGGCACUGCCAUAAGCCUCACGAACACCACCAUCUCGAUAACGACAAAAACUAUAACGGCAAGCUCCUCCCGGCUCCAGGGAACGUACAUAUCGGUGCCUCAUACAUCUUAACUGCUGGGGAUAAGACUGAAUGCCCAAAAUGUGGUCAAACAUUGGGUGUUGCCGAAGAAAAGUGUGUUCGCCUUUUCAAAUGGAACAUGAACUUGAAGUACGGAAACACCACCGAAACAUUCCCUGCGUAUGCAUUUGUGUUCUACUUGUUACUUGAUAAGGUUAACUCUUCAGCAAUUAGGAAGGUUUCUUUACGGUCAGAGUCUCUGUCGAUGAAUGUUUGGGUAUCCAACUUGGGCCUUGAUGUCUCUGUUACGGGGACAGUAUUGACCAAUGCAUUGAAGAUUUUGUAUGUUGCGUCACCUGAAGUGUUGGAGGACGAGGUGAUUGAUGUUCCUGCCGAGGUAUUUGAUUCUUUCAGAGAACAAAUUGAUGAUGUCUACCUAAGAUUACCUGAGGAAAGCAGGACAUUGGUUAUGCUGGAAAGCAACAAAAAGAUAAAGUACUGUGUGUCAUAUUUGCUGGCAGAGUAG
Molecule: messenger RNA, 1041 nt
Organism: Sungouiella intermedia
Lineage: Eukaryota; Fungi; Ascomycota; Pichiomycetes; Serinales; Metschnikowiaceae
Source: the annotation of a GenBank genome assembly